Messenger RNA from Cimex lectularius (bed bug), 5262 nucleotides. RefSeq lists its product as uncharacterized. The record is from RefSeq and is a predicted model, not a curated record. The coding region runs from base 296 to 2098 and encodes 600 amino acids. The transcript has 12 exons. NCBI's taxonomy places the organism in Eukaryota, Metazoa, Arthropoda, Insecta, Hemiptera, Cimicidae.
CCUCUUUUCAGUCGGGGAACCCAUUACGGUCGGAAAAGUUCAAUACGUCGUAUUAACGCGCGUUCCAGGCCCGGUGAAAUUAAAAAUAAAAAUUGGUUUAUUAAAAAAAGGGUUGAAUUGUUUAAAUAUUCUAUGUUUUUUGGAAAAUUUGUUGUGAGUCGGUUUUUUUAGAAAAAAUAUUUUGCCAGUGAGCCCAGUGGAUGUCCCUCACCCCUAUUGGAUUAACCCAUCGAGAUGAUAGCCGACGCAGUUGUCAUGUUGAGAUCGCUAUGAUGAAGGAGGCAGCCGGGGAAGUAUGGUGAUGGUGUUUUGGAGGUCGGCGCCCCUCAUCGUUGCUCUUCUCUUCUUGGGUGCCCCGCCGCUGAGAUACGCAGCCCGGCAUAGCGAAUCGUCUUGCCUAUUCCCUGAAAAAUGGCAAGGCUCGUGGUUCCAAUCGGGCGUGAGGCAACCGAUCACCAUUCUCCUCAACCGGUUCAGCACCAAAGGGCGUUGCAUAGCCCAGCGAGAUGACAAGUACCUCAUUGUGCACGAGAACGGCGUCUGCUACAGAUGUGUUUCCAUACACGAAGUGCACAACAAUGUACUCCAGUACAAAGAAACCUACUGCUCUCACCUUGAUUCUCUGGCACUAUGCACUCAAAUAACAGGCGAUGCCCUCUUGUACUCGAUGUUCAGGCAGAACGCAGUGCCUCUCGCCUGUCCAUUCACAGGAUACCACACCUUUCACUACAACAGAGGCCAUGGUGAGUGCAACACGUUGGCGUCGACGAUGGAGCCGUGCACCCAAGACAGCAGGCUUCUCCUGAGGUACCAAGCCUGCCCGGACGUCUACGGAAGCGAAAGCGCCGUUGAGGAGCUCCAGUGCCUCGCGAUGUGGAAAGAGGGCUCGUCUCGGUACCUGGUCGGUAAGAUCGAGCACGGCCACGCGACCUCGAACGAGGACAGGUACAGGUGUUUCGUGUUCGACAAGUACCCGAUAGUCGGGAACGGGAUCGGGACAGGGGACGGCGACGGGGAAGUGGCGUACAGGGUGGCCCAGAGCGGGGACGCAACCUGCAACGGACUCUUCAGCCCGAUGGAAGGAAGCAGGACGAUGACCCUCUACAAAGCAAGCAGCCCGAGCAGGUGUAAAUUCCCGAAUUGGGUGUCAGCCCCGGGCCAGUGGCACACUCUUGACCACAGGCGAAGCUACUCCCUAAGGCAUCGGAACACUACGUUGAGGAUUGCCGAUUCGGAAGGAAGGGAGGAGACGCGUGUUCAGUGCUCGGAGGUGAAAGGACCCCUUGCGGCGUCGACGUCUGGUGACCAUGUGCAGAUCGUCGGACACUAUACGGUCGGAUGCCAGAGCGGCUAUGUAUGUAUGGUUUUUUAUAAACGGGACCAGCAUGUGCUCGAAGUACAAUCAGGUAGCUUCACGAGGAGAGCAGAAGAGGCGUGCAGCAAGAGCAACUUCGACCGAGCGGUUGUCCCAUACCUCACGUUAGUCACAUCGAACCCAGACCUGAAGCCUUGCCCUCACCCGGGGCGUUACUCGGUCACAGGGAUUUUCAGGCAAAGUGGAAACAGGAGGGAGAUGAGGGCGGCCGGGGGUGGCGCCGCCGCCUCCGAGGAGGUCGAGAGCGACGACCAGGGUGCUGGAGGCCUGAGGGACCUGGACAACUGCCCGCUGGAAGCCAUCUCCCUCAACUCGGCAUGCACGAGGAGAGACACGAUGGAGCUGAGGUCCGAGUGCGACGGCUCAGUCAGGAGCAUCGUGUCCGCGUACACAUGCCACGCCGGCUGGUCGGAGAACGGUACCGGCUUCGUGAUCACGACCCCUGUGAGCCGAUCGUCGCACGGUUCGAAGCGCUACUGCUUCGUCUACAGUCCGGCCCAUCACAGGUCGGCCGUGGGCAACGGGGCCGGUCAAAUCCCCUCGUGGAACUACGUCAGGUUCUCGACGAGCUCAGACACGUGCAGCAGGACUGUGAUACCCGGCCUCACGGGAAUCCUCGCUUUCAACAUCACAAGCCAAGGCCAGUGCGUGGAAGUGAGCAGCAGCGGAGCGGCGGCGCACCUCAGUACGGCACUCUUGCUGAUUGCAGUAUGUCUAAGAUGAUUUUUUUUAAAAAGCGUAGGUUGAAAAUUUUAAAAGUUAAAAAAAUAAAGACCGAAAAUUUAAAAAAAUAAAUAAAUAAAAAAUCUCUAGGUUGCAAUUCUCUGUGCUUUGUCAAAAAAAGUCUUUUUAAAAGGAAUAAAAUUAAUUAGGCAGAAUUUUUUUUUAAUUUGUACUCAGAGCACCGAGAAAAAUUUGAUUUGAAUUUUAGUUCUUACUCAAAACGAAAAAAUGUGUAAAUAAAGGUUUCACUAGCGAGCGGACGAGUGUAUAUUUUUUGAAAAAAUGUGAUGGAUUCUUAAGACAAUUCUAAAAUUAAAACAAAAAACUGUGUAAACAGAAGAUGCAGAGAAAUAAGUGUAUAAAUUUUAAGAUAAGAAAAAAAUUAAAUUGGAAGAAAAAAUAUAUAUAAUAAAAUUUAGAGAUGGAAAAUUGUACAAACACACACAAAAUAGUUUAAAUAUAUACAUACACGUGUAUGUACGUGUGUAUGUGUAAAACUGUAAAUUUUUGUAUUUCUUUUCUAGAACAAUCUUAAUCUUAAGUUUCUGUUAUUAUAAUGUGAUUUAUAACUUUUACACCCACACAUAUAUGAUAUAAAGUUUAUAAUAUACAAAAAAAAAAAAUCAGGAUGAAAAUGUUUAAAUGUUAAUUGUAAGUUUAUUAAGGAGAAAAAUUGGAAACAAACAAAAAGCAAUAAAGUAUAGAAUUAGAGGGGGUUGGAAUGUUAAAUAAAAAUUCGGAAGGAUUUUUAAAAAUUUCUUUAAAUUAUCGGGGUGAGAUUUUAUUUAUCAUGGGGUUAGGUGAAUGUGAUAUAGAUUUUUUUGGGCCUUUCUGAAUCGGUCAAAACUCGGUUGAGUCGUUUUCACACAGGAUUAUAAAAAUAAAAAAUAUCGAAGGAAUCCACUGUGAUAAAAAAGUGUAUAAAGGUAAUAAUUUUAAAAAAAAUUAACCCCACCGGUUUUACUACCUCGUAGUUAGUACAAAUUGUUGUUUUUCCAAUUUUCAUUAUCUCACUCAAGUGAUGGACAAUCUCUAAAUAAAAUUAAUCAUUUUUUGAUUUUUUAGCUUCAAUAUGAAUUUUCGUUCUAAAGUUAAAAAUAUAUAUUAAAAAAACCUAAGGCAUUUCGAAAAUGUAUUGGAGAGGGGCUCAAUUUCAGUUUCUAGGUUAAUUAAUAUUGUUAAAGACAAAUUUUUAAAAUGUUAGGAAAAAAUUUUCCAAUAGUGAUACAUUUUAUUUCCUCUCACGGAUAUCACUUAGUGCAUCUCUCUUAAAUCGAAAAGGAAACUCAGGAGUAAAGUUUCGCGCCGUUGGCCUAAGGCGAAGAAGUUAGGCGAGAAAAUGCUUCCUCCAUCGCCGAACUGUUCUCUAGAUUAAUAAGAGUGACGAAGAAGUGUUUAGAAGUGUUUGGAGCCGAAAAUGUUGGCCAUGGCGGAAAAAGAUCUCUACAUGAGGUUAGAAGUGUUUGUUGUCAAACUUACCAAGGCGAAAGGUUCUCUAGGUGGAUAAGGGUUGACGAGAAUGCAUUUGGCGCCAAAGUGUUGUUCGUAGCGGAAAAAGUUCUCUAGAUGAGGUUAGACGAGAAUGCAUUUGGCGCCGAAAGUGUUGUUCGUGGCGAAAAAUUGAAACGAAAAUGAUCAUAUACGCAAAAUUAUUUCAAUGAGGUUAGAUGAAGAUGAGUUUGGCGCCAAAAUUAUCAUGGCGGAAGGUUAUUUAGGUGGAUAAGAUUAGACGAGAAUGUAAUUGGCUCCAAAAGUGUUGUUCGUAGCGGAAAAAGUUCUCAAGACGAGGUUAGACGAAAAUGCAUUUGGCGCCGAGUGUUGUUCAUGGCGGAAAAGGUUGUCUAGAUGAAGUUAAACGAAAAUGCAUUUGGCGCCAAAAGUGUUGUUCGUAGCGGAAAAAGUACUCUAGAUGAGGUUAGACGAAAAUGCAUUUGGCGCCGAAAGUGUUGUUCAUGGUGGAAAAAUUUCCCUAGAUGAGGUUAGAUGAAAAUGUAUUUGGCGACGAAAGUGUUGUUCAUUGCGGAGAAAUUUCCCUAGAUGAGGUUAGACGAAAAUGCAUUUGGCGCCGAAAGUGUUCUUCGUGGCGGAAAAUUGAAACGAAAAUGAUCAUAUACGCAAAAUUAUUUCAAUGAGGUUAAAUGAAGAUGAGUUUGGCGCCAAAAUUACCAUGGCGGAAGGUUCUCUAGGUGGUUAAGGUUAGAAAAAAAGAUCAUAUAGCUAAAAUUGUCUUAAUGGUGUUAACCGAAUCAGUGUUUGGCACCGAAAUUGCCAUGGCGGAAGUUUCUCUAGGUGGAUAAGGUUGGACGAAAAUGAUAAGAUAGGCAAAUUUAUCUCAAAGAGGUUAAGCGAAGUAGCUCAGCUCUUUGCACAAAAAUUAGCAAGAUGGACGGUUAUCUAGGUGGAUAAGGUUAGAUAAAACUGAUCAAAAAGCUAAAAUAUCUCAAUGAGGUCAGACGAAGAUGCGUUUGGCGCCGAAAUUGUUGUUCAGGGCAUUAGUGCUGAGAGCAAAACGAACCUACCUCAAACUGCACCGAGGAAAUUUCUUUCCUACUUUACACUCUCGUUACCUCCGGAGUAAUAAAUUAGGCAAAAUUAAAAAUUACAAAGAAUACUGAAGUUUUGAAAAAAAAAAAUCUAAUCCGAAAAUCCCGACACUCUCCCACCUAGAUGGAAUCGUGUGUGAAAAUAUUUUUCUCUCUGUUUUUCCGUUCGCCCUCUCGUGUGUUGUUAUCGCACGUUUUCUUCUUAUUAUUAUUAUUCCGAAGAAUACAACCUCCGGUCCUUUUUUUUCCUUUCUUUACUGAAUUAGGUAAUUAAAUUAUUUUGUUUUUAUUGAAUUUGUAAUUUUAUCAUGAAUUUUUGAAAGGCCUAACGUUUCAAGAAAUGGAACUGGGUGAUUGAAUUUUACGUUCAUAUUCCCCCUUUUUAUUUAUCGAUGCCUCAUCAUCAAAACUAAAAAUAAACACAAAAAAAUAAUAAAAAAUUUCUUGUAUUAUGAGCAAUUGUUACAAAACCUAUUUUUAUUGUCUUAGACGAAUAGGUGCGAGACGAGGGUUAUUUCUUUCUAUGGAAAAAAAAGAACGUAAAUGUAUUUACAAUAUGAAAAUAUAUAUAUAUCUAUGUUCCAAAUAAAUGCACUUUGAAUUGUUCAAAGUUAAAACACA